GUCAUAGCAGUGACAGCGCGCGGAGCCGGCUGGAGUCGUUUCUGUUUUGAUACUAAACCUGCGAAUUAAGUUCCGUUUAAAAGCAAAUUGUGGGGAAAUUUAAAAUAAAAUCAGCUUAUUUUAUCACAGGAGGAUGGUUCAGAUAGUUAUACGAGGCAGCGUGGACGGCUGCAGCCCUCCGCAGUGGCUGCUGGUGGAGCUGCAGGGAGAGAUGGUGUCCAGACACAACUCCGGUCUGGCUGGGAACGUGAUGGGAGAUCUGCUUUAUACCAAAGAGGGGGUGCCGGUGUUGAUCGUAGGGCAUCAUAUUCUUUAUGGGAAGCUGGUCAAACUGGAGAAACCUUUUGCUGUCCUCAGAAAACAUUCAGGAGAUUCACCGGACAGUUAUGCUGAUGACGCCACUCAGAUCCCCUUGGAAACAGACCAUCAAGGACUCACCUCCACCUCCUACACUGUGUCUGCGCUCAUUAAACAGAAGCUGAUUUUCAAAACACGUCCCAAACCUAUCAUUACUAACGUCCCCAAGAAGGUGUAGAACACCCGUGCACCGACCCUGGUCCCUGAAGGCCUCCGUCCUGCGCGGUUUAGUUGUUUCUCAGUUCCGACACACCUGAGUCAGUGGUUAAAUGUCCAGUUCAAAGUGUCACAGAGCUCUGCAGAAGCUUUAAAAAAGACACAGAUGUUUUGAAGCAGAGAAACACCUAAAAUGUACAGGAUGGUGGCCCUGGAGGAGCAGUGGACUCCACUGGUGUAGAAGAACAGUGUACCCCCAUCUCCGUGGCUGGUUGGACAUGUCUGAACCAUUUAUGUCGAUGGUCUGAACUAAAGUCAGUUCAGACGGCUAAACGGUGUUUUGUCAGAUACUAAAGUUUCUGUGUUGUUAUUUCAAAACAUGCUCUAAUUAAAAUACUGCUUUAUGUUU
This is a messenger RNA of Nothobranchius furzeri (turquoise killifish), 922 nucleotides long. It is a transcript of the gene chtf8, whose product is annotated as CTF8, chromosome transmission fidelity factor 8 homolog (S. cerevisiae). The record is from RefSeq and is a predicted model, not a curated record. Gene Ontology annotation, biological process: mitotic sister chromatid cohesion. NCBI's taxonomy places the organism in Eukaryota, Metazoa, Chordata, Actinopteri, Cyprinodontiformes, Nothobranchiidae. Gene Ontology annotation, cellular component: Ctf18 RFC-like complex.